CUUCCUUCCAUCAUGGCUGCCUCGCUCGAGCAUCGACGGCUGAAGAUACUGGCUGGCACUUUGCCUGAAAACCUCUAUCGGUUGAACGUCCUGACUGAAUCGCGCGUCUGCGCGGACCAGGUUGACAUAGUCUUCCCCUCCUCUCCCAACCUUCUCGCAGCGUUCUCUAACCUUAAGACGCGAUAUGCAAAGGGGAAGACGAAGCUCUCUGAACUCUUCGCGCGGUCGAGUGCGUUCGUGAAGGCGGGGAGCUUGAGCAGUGACAUGAUCUGGCUGGGCACCUCCAGCGGCGCCUGCGACGACACCUGGUGCAUCGACGCAUACGGCCAGCUCACCCUCUUCGUGUCGGACCGCAUGUAUCAGCAGAUGGGUAUCCCGGGGGCGAAGCUCAAGUUUCCUUCCAUCCAUUCGGAUGCGUAUGUCGUGACGGUAGCUCUGCAUAAGAUAUUCACGCAGCCUGCUCUGCUCGCAAGGGUAAAAGCAGGGCUGAAGGUCCUGGACACGAAGCGCGAGGAAGAAGGAUUGGGGGAAUGGGAUUGCGUUUGUGCCACUGUUGACCCAUCCGCUGCACUAUCGCCUCUUUUUGAGGAGUUAGCCAUGCAUGCGGACGUUCAAGAGAUCACCCCAGAGACCAAACAGCUUCACAACUGUCAUGUGCCCACCGCGCAACUUUCUCCCUUCCCGAGCGAAAAGACCGACGAGGACGAGAGGGAAGACUGGCACCUUAGGAUGAACAGUUUGUUCGGGUGGGUUGGCUUAGCAGCUUUGAACUCUCAAAGGCUAUCCCACAAUGAUCGACCAGAUCCAUAUAUUGCGAUCUACGAGCCUCCAGAGGCAUCAUCGGUUGGCAACGCUACCCAUCUGCGCUGGCGAGGAUUGCUGUCGCCGGCCUUCCUAAAGUCCAUUCUGGACGUUGUCUUAAGAACAUGGCUUAUAUCCGACGACACGGCGAAUUUCAUAGCGAUAACGGUGCAACCUUGUCUCCAGGCGCCCAUAGGCCGGCUUGCUAAACAGCCCUACUCGAUGCCUUCAAACGCUCUCCGGGUGCCUCGCUCGGAUGGUGAGGAUACAUGGUCUCUUAUUCUUUCAAAGGCAGGAGAAACGAUUAAGGAGCAUGAGUGUGAGUGGGUUUUGGUAGAGUGCCUUGGGCAGGGCGACGCGAGAUGGGGUUAAGAGAACGUUUUUGAGAGUACUUUACUACAUACGAAUGUCGAUUUCAGUCACCCGCAAUCACUUUCCUUGAAGUUUU
Schizophyllum commune H4-8 is the source of this 1249-nucleotide messenger RNA. RefSeq lists its product as uncharacterized. The record is from RefSeq and is a predicted model, not a curated record. The coding region runs from base 13 to 1173 and encodes 386 amino acids. Gene Ontology annotation, biological process: endonucleolytic cleavage in ITS1 to separate SSU-rRNA from 5.8S rRNA and LSU-rRNA from tricistronic rRNA transcript (SSU-rRNA, 5.8S rRNA, LSU-rRNA); tRNA 5'-leader removal; tRNA 3'-end processing. Gene Ontology annotation, molecular function: ribonuclease MRP activity; ribonuclease P activity. Lineage: Eukaryota; Fungi; Basidiomycota; Agaricomycetes; Agaricales; Schizophyllaceae. The transcript has 7 exons. Gene Ontology annotation, cellular component: ribonuclease MRP complex; multimeric ribonuclease P complex.